AUGUCUUCAGGGCUCACUCGAAGAAGAGGGGGAGGUGGUGUAAUAACAACUGAUCUUGAAGAUGGGGACACAAACCGUGUAUCUAGUCCUGGGCCUAAACCUGGGGCCUCUCGUGAUAAUGGCGGACCCGAAACAUUCUAUGAAAGUGGCGACCAUGGACACAAAAUUGCGUUUGAUCCACGAGACAUCAAUGAAAGUGCUGAACGGAGUAAGCAGCCUAAGUUGACUUUAAUGGAAGAGGUUUUGCUCUUGGGACUUAAAGACAAGCAAGGGUACUUAUCCUUUUGGAAUGACAACAUCUCCUAUGCACUGCGAGGCUGCAUCGUUAUCGAACUUGCCUUUCGUGGGCGUGUCAGCAUGCAAAAAGAUUCAGCGAGAAAGCGCUUUCCACUUGCUGACAGGUUAAUAGAAGUGAUCGACGAAACACUUACGGGUGAAGUUCUGUUGGAUGAAGCUCUGAAAAUGAUGAAGGCUAGUGAGAAAAUGAGUGUAAGCGCUUGGAUUGAUCUCAUGAGUGGCGAGACCUGGAACCUCAUGAAGAUCGGUUACCAAUUGAAACAAGUCCGCGAGCGUUUGGCCAAGGGAUUGGUUGAUAAGGGCAUCUUACGAACCGAAAAACGAAACUUUCUCCUAUUCGAUAUGGCUACGCACCCUGUUGCUGAUGGCGGAGCUAAAGAAGAAAUUCGACGCCGUGUACGAAAUGUCUUGACGCAACGGACAGUCGUGCUCUCGGGAAGUCCUUUCUUACCUGAGAAUCUCGAAUUCCGAUAUGUUCGGACUAUUGUAAUGGUGUGUGCCGCAUACGCUGCCAAUGUUCUCGAGAACGCUUUAGUCUCGCUCGGCCAUGAAUCACGAGAGAGAGCUUUUGCUCAAGUCGACGAGCUACUUGCCGAAUACAGCCAGUGGCCCUUUGGCAAAAGGGCGGGCGGAACAACGGGAGGGCUCGGGGCUAAUUUGGGCCAGGUCGUUGCGGAUGAAGUCAGUCAUAGCAAAGAAAAGGAGCUUCAGCUUGAGGUCGUGGCCGCAUGUCUGAGCGUGUUUACUCGUUUGGACUCAUUGCUAUGA
Blumeria graminis f. sp. triticale is the source of this 1065-nucleotide messenger RNA. NCBI's taxonomy places the organism in Eukaryota, Fungi, Ascomycota, Leotiomycetes, Helotiales, Erysiphaceae. The record is from the annotation of a GenBank genome assembly.